Magallana angulata is the source of this 10187-nucleotide messenger RNA. RefSeq names its product tight junction protein ZO-1-like. Lineage: Eukaryota; Metazoa; Mollusca; Bivalvia; Ostreida; Ostreidae. Gene Ontology annotation, cellular component: plasma membrane; bicellular tight junction. The coding region runs from base 850 to 7866 and encodes 2338 amino acids. The transcript has 34 exons. Gene Ontology annotation, biological process: cell-cell adhesion; regulation of apoptotic process; cell-cell junction organization. The record is from RefSeq and is a predicted model, not a curated record. Gene Ontology annotation, molecular function: cell adhesion molecule binding.
UGUUCCCAUCAUGCCUUGGGGUGUCUAGGCCGUGCUGGUGUGUUGUUUGGGAGAUCAGUGGAAUUUUCGCGUGUGUGGCACUCCACGCUGAAGUCCUGAUUGUUUUAAUUUUUUUUUCGUAAAGUUCUCCUGGGAUUGUGGUCUUUCAGGUGAAUGGCUACCAUUGUCAGUUGACCUGACAUCAGAGAGAAGCACCUGCAACUGUUUUUGUGAGAUUUAGGGGAGAGGAUCUAAGAUCUUCCUCUUCUCACUUCAUUUUCGUGUGGAAAUCGUGGAUUAUUAUCCAAGGUGUAAAAAUAAAACUUUGGGUACCAGAACUUUUGAAUAUAAUUUGCAGGUUGAAAUUUAAUGUAGAGUUAUCUCAGUACAGAAGUAACAAGAUGUCAGCAGAUUCUCAUCUGCAUCAAGUUUAAAAAAGAAAAGAUUGAGUAGUUCGUCAAAGCUGAUUUCAUUGAAGGAAUUGGUUCCAUUGAAAUUAUUUACACCUGUCCGAGGAAAUAUCAAUAUCGGAUCAAUGAACUGGCAUGUGGAAUCUAAUUACAGUCCAGAAUGAAAGGAGUUAAGAUUUGGCACGUGCCUUAACCAGUCCAUUUCUCUUGAUCUUUUUUCUUUCCAUAAAGAGGGGAGAAAAAAUAGAGUAUUGAUCCUUGUGUCUGAAACUUUGUGCGACCACUUUGUCAUUAUGAUGAUACAGAGGUAGACUGACUUCGUUUGCCCUCUGCAGUUGUAUUAAAUAUCGGGACGUUUUACAGACUUUUCGAGCUCAGGGGAUAUCCACUGUUUGGUUGGGGGAUAUUUUUUUGUGCUUUUCCCUUUUUGUCUUUGACUUUUUAUGGGAAAAGAUUUGCCAUGAAGCUACCCUGCAAUAUUUGGAGGGAGCGGACAUUGUUAUUGGAGGGCCUUGACAAUGUUACCUGGGAGACACACAAUGUUACCUUGAGAAGAGUGCCAGGAUUCGGAUUUGGAAUUGCAGUCAGUGGUGGACGAGACAAUCCACACUUUGCUAACGGCGACCCGUCAAUAGCCAUAUCUGACGUCCUCACAGCGGGACCUGCAGAGGGCAAACUACUGAUAAAUGACCGAGUGAUGAGUGUUAACGGGAUCCCGCUGGAGAAUGUGGACCACAAGCAGGCUAUUGCCGUCCUCAAAGACAGUGGCAACAAGGUCAACUUGGUCAUUAGAAGACGUGUACUGGUCCCCACAUAUACUGAUACAGAAAACACGCCACUCAAAAUCACGCUGUCUCGGAAAAACCGACGAGAAGAUUUUGGAGUGGUUCUGGGAUGCAAGUAUUUCAUCAAAGAAAUCACUGGAAACAGUAUAGCAGCCCAAGAUGGCGGACUAAAAGAGGGAGAUGUAGUGCUAAAGAUAAAUAGUACAGCUAUAGAGAACCUGUCUCUGGUCGACGCCAAGAAACUGAUAGAGAAGACCAAAGACAAGCUGCAGCUGUUCAUCGCGAAGACUCGGUACGAGGACCGGGGACCAGCCAACAAAGCUCAGGACGAUGAAUAUUCAUUAGGCUAUGGCACUUUACAAGGAACCCUACAGAACAAGAGAUCAGACAUUGACAAUGUCAACAUAUACAGACCCUCUCUCUCAAGUCCGGAGGAGGAGAUCUACAAGGGGCACCACAACUACCAGGAAAUCCCCCCGGGGUCGUACCCCAACUCCGAGCACGCACGGUACGACGGGAGGUACAUCUAUGACCACGAGGCCCCUCCCCGGCCCCCACUUCCUGAUGAAACAGAUGCCCCUCCCAGACCCCCCAGCCCAGGGAAGGAGCUUCUGAGGCCAGACGACUUCUAUUCCCCCCGCAGUCCUCGGUCCCCCCACCCCCCACACUCACCCCUGGGGGACGGCUAUUUGAGUGACCACGGCAGGAUGGACCCCCACGGACAGAGAAGGCAUGAUGAGAGGUAUGUUGGAAAGAGGAAAGACAUAGUGCUAGACCCCCGCUUUGUGUAUUUUGAGAAAGAGCCUGAGUUUGGUCUGGGACUGAGGCUGGCCGGAGGAAAUGCUACUGGAAUAUUUAUAGCCUCAGUGCAACCAGGAAGUGGUGCAGAAGCUGUGGGGCUGACCGAGGGGGACCAAAUAUUGAAGGCCAAUGAUGUGGAGAUCCCAGGCAUGACGAGAGAGGACGCCGUGACCUACUUAACCAGUCUGGAGGGGCGGGUGUCCAUGGUCGUUCAGUACAAGAGGGAAGAAUAUGACAGAAUAAUUUCAAGUCAUGAAGCAGGAGACAGCUUCUUUAUCAGGACACAUUUUGAAUACCAGGCCAAGGAUAUGGGUGAGCUGUCGUUUACGAUAGGAGACAUCUUCCACAUCAAAGACACGCUGUUCCGCGGGGUCGUGGGGUCAUGGCUGGCCAUGCGUAUCGGCCGCAACAACCAGGAGACCCAGAAAGGCUUCAUCCCUAACAGAAACAGUGCGGAGCAAAUAUUUUUAUCGACAACCCAUACAGAGGCGGAGAAAGAGAACACGCCCACCAAAAGUCGCAGCCUCCUUUUCAAACGAAAAGCGGCGAGACGAAGCAAGUCCCUGGGAAAGGACCAUUGGGAGGAUGUCAUAUUCUCAAAUCUGACCACAAAAUUUCCUGCCUACGAGAGAGUGACUCUGAGAGAUACUGGGUUUGUCAGACCCGUAGUCAUAUUUGGUGCACUGGCUGAUGUGGCCAGAGAAAAACUCCUUCAAGAUUUCCCAGAUAAAUUUGAAUCCCCACAGACUGAUGCAAGCAGCCAGGGUGGAAAUGAUCAGAGGAAAUCCGGAAUAAUCCGACUUGGUGCAAUCAAAGAAAUUAUCAAUAAGAGGAAGCACUGCCUGCUUGACGUUACGCCCCACAAUGUGGACAAGCUGAACUACUCGCAGUAUUACCCCAUCGUCGUCUUUCUGAAAGCAGAGAACAAGAACAUCGUCAAAGACUGCCGGGCCAAGUUUGCCAAGGGCUCGACCAAAAACCACAAGAAGCUGUUUGAACAGAGCCAGAAGCUGGAGAAGCUCUAUCCUCAUCUAUUCACUGCCACCAUCAGCCACAACAACACGGAGGUGUGGUACUCGCGGCUCCAGGAGAUGAUCCACCUCCAGCAGGAACAGCAGAUCUGGAUGUCAGAGCACAAGCCCGAGGACAAUGUAAACGACGACUUCCUGUUCCCAAUGGGCAGCCGGGCCAGCUACUCCCCAGCCCAGGACACAGAGCCGGGCAACACCCCCAAAACUCACCCAGAUGACUUUGACGCUUCCCCCAAGCACAAGAAGAGGCUGGUGCGGUCGUCUUCAGACCCCAGUAUUAACACCACUGACCGCGUCCCUGGUAUCCCUCCCUAUCCAGCACCCCCCAGCUACCACAGAUCCCCUGGCUCCCCGAACAGGAAGCUGAUGGACGACCGUAGAUAUGUGGAUUUUGAUCGCCAAUCAGAGGACAGGUACUAUCCGUCAUACUACGCCUCUGAGAGCCUUCCUCAUGGCCAGUUUCCACACACACGCUCCAUAGAACCAUACGCCACAAUCACCCACCACGAGCGCCUACGCAGCAAAAUUCCAGAAGAUGGCCAAUGGUACAACCCAGCAUAUGAUGACCGGGGGCCUCAGAAAUUUAAUCCCGAAUAUCAUCGCUCAGAACCAGAUCUGGGUCGUCACGUCAAUCAUAAUCGUCCAUCCACUGCGUCACUGCCACCACCCCAGCCCCACCAAACUCACGACCCGGGUCAAGGUCAACCCCCUCAUCCACCGCAUCAUUCACAGCCAUUCCAGGAAAAUGCCUCUAGCUACAGCAGUGAUUCGUACUCCCGUUACACCUCAAAUCCGGUCAAUCGUCACGAUGACUCCAAACUACGGGAGAAGUUUGGGAGCCUCGCAGUGGCAGCAAAAGGAGAGAGGUCAAUAGGUCAUGACCCCUACCGCUUCACGCGGAGCACGGCUAACCCCGUCAACACUGCCAACAUAGAUAAAUCAAAACUCUCGGAUCUCUCCGCUCGCUAUAGAAAAGACGAGCACCCUCCCACCCGCAAACAGUCUCUACCAUCCCCAGUCAUUUCACCCUCAGUCAAUCAGCCCCCCGCAUCCUCCGCACCACCCCAUCAUGCCCCACUGCAGCAGGACGGGGCGCCACCCAGGGUGAAAAAAGAGCCACCACCUGUCCCUGUCAAGACCUAUCACCUGAGGGACCGGGGCAUAGAGCCAGACGAUCUCAAAAUUCGAAAUUACGAAAAUUCCAACAGAGCUUAUAAUUACGCCGAUCCAAGCAGCUAUUCAGGUCCCGACCAGAAACAUCAUUACAAUGAACAAAACGAAAAUCCAUAUGAUUAUGUUGCUCCUAGGCAAAACUCUGCCCCCCGAUCUCGGACGUCGCCCAAUCAGAACGCAGUGUACGCCCGGCCCUACGCCUCACCGGACCGACACAGCAGGGAGGGGUCGUACGACCGGGGAAGGUCGUUCAUGAACCAGAUCUACAUGGACACCGAGCAGCUGCAGAAGUUGAGGGCCAGGCAAGAAAGCCACCCACCUACCAGUAACCAUGGCAACAGGGAAGUGAUGGGAGCAAGGGAUUCUGGGUACCCAGGUCCAGAGCGGCCGAGAGAAACGGAGGAGCCGAUUGGACGAUCAAGUUCUAGCGAGGGGAUUAGUGGCAAUGGGACUAGUUUCUCUUCAUACAAGAACCUCAUUACACCUGGUUUCUAUGGCGCCAUAAAACCAUUCCACUCUGUUCGAGACGACCCAGGAGAUCACAGUAGGGCUGUGAACCACGAGGCCAGUGAUCGGGAGCGGAGCAGCCAUGAGGACAGCAGUGACCACGGCAGUGCCUUUGAAGCCUACAGAAAACCCGCCAUGUCUACGUUUGGCAAAGUGCCAGCUGGAAAAGGCUUUGAACCCAGCAAACAUAUAAGAACAUCAAGUCCUAAACCUGGUAGUGCUACUGUAAGUAAUCACCAUGACGAUACACAUGUCACACAUCAUGUCAGUGCACCUGAAAGUGGUGACUCUGACACAGUUCCUAAGCAACCACUGGAUAAAAAUGAGGCUAACCAUCCAGUAGAAGGCUCACAGCCAAGGCAGGCGGGUACCCGUAAAGUGUUGGAAAGAUCAGCUGGUGACUGGCCUGAUGAUAAAGAGGAGACAGACAACAAGAGGCAAAAUUACAGAGAGGAAGAAACAAAAAUCUCAAGUUUGAAUCAACUGGAAGGCAGAUGGAAGAUGGGCAAGGUGCAAAAUUAUGGAGGGAAAGAUAUGAAGGUUUCAAGUGUUGAUGAGCCAGAUGGAAAAUGGAAAGCAGACCAAACACCAAGUGUUGAUGAACCAGAUGGCAAAUGGAAGAUUGACAACAUGCACAAUUAUGGAGAGAAAGCAGUGAGGGUGUCAAAUGUUGAUGAACCAGAUGGCAAAUGGAAGAUUGACAACAUGCACAAUUAUGGAGAGAAAGCAGUGAGGGUGUCAAGUGUUAAUGGACCAGAUGGCAAAUGGAAUACAGGUGAGAAGAUGGAAGAUUCUGCCUAUGACAGUGAGGAAUUUAGUCCCACAGGGAGUACAGGUUUCCCAACCUAUGACAGAACAGAGAAAAUCAAGGUCAAUAUGGAUGAUGCCAAUAGCUCUGAUUAUUCUCAUGAAUUGCAUACAGAAAACUUGCCAAAAUACCCAAGUGCAAGCACCCAUCUUGCACGAACUUCAGACAGAGCCAACAACGCUUUUGACAAUGAUGAUGACGAUGAUGAUGAUGAUGAUGAUGAUGAUGAUGAUAGUGAUGACAAUAAAGAGAAGGAGAUGGAUAAAGAAAAAAAGAAAAAUGUUAAAGAUAGCAUUGAACUUUCUCCUCCUUUGAAAAGGGGUGAUUUGGCACCUGCACAAUAUGGAACGAAGCACCAAAUUGGAAAUGAGAAGGAUAGCAAGACUAAAGAUAAUGAUUAUGCAAGGAUGGCAGAAGAUCCAGUACCGGAAAAAGAAGGACAGGAUGCUAUCCCUUCCAAUCAUAUCACAAAUUCUUCUUCAAGGCUGUCCACCACUCACGACAGAAAACCUGAGGGGACAGAAGAGAAGGCCAUUCCCCCCGCCAGUGUGUUCAAUUUUCCUAAAAUGAGACUAGAUAGGUAUAAACUGGGAGAUGACAAGAAGGUGUCGCCCACCAGUAAUCGACUUGAUAGAUACAGGGGCCUAUUAGGAACCCAUGGGAGAAUGUCCUCCUACGAGAAGUCAAGCUCUGAGGAUGUGAGAGCUGCAGGUCCAGAAAAAGGAGAGAAAGAGAUACACGAACAGAAAUCACCAGAAAAUAUCCAAAACAGUGUAAAAGGUAAUGAUAAAAUGAAGGACAACAAAACAGAGAGGAAACAGGAUGGUGAUGUGCAAAAUUCAUCUUUGGGGGUUCAUGACAUACCUAGUAAUGGGCUUCAAAGGAAUGGCAAUGAGGAUGAAGUAGGGGGACGACUGGUCAAGAGUCCAUCCAGUAGUACUCUAGUAGAAGACGACGAUGAUUCCUCAACUGCUAGCGAAGGGUCUGUGAUAAGGAGUCCUUCUAUUGACUCACUGGUGGAGAGUAAAGAAGAGGUCAAAAAACCUCAGCUUGAAACGAAGAAGAGUCAAAACUCUCCAGAAAAUACAAGUAACAUGAGGAAGGUAACAAAUGAGGAAGACAAAGAUAGAAAUGGAGAAAAACUGCCGGAAAAGUUGGAAAACGGUUAUGCCAGGAGCAAGGAAUUUGAUAAAGGGGGUAGCAAGGGAUUGAGUGUCCCUAUCAAAUUGCAAGCUCCGGGAAAAGCUGAUAAAUCAAAUGUGUCUCUUAAAAAGAGUACUGUUGAGACUGCUGACAAAAAGGCUCAAAGAAAACCUAAUACAAACAAUGGGGUUGAUCGAGAGGUGAUGGAGAUAUUAGAUUAUGACAGAAUGUAUGAUCAGCCCUCAGUAGGACACUCUCUGAUUCGUGGAAUCAGUCACGAAUCUCCGACUAACGAACCAAAAAGCUCAGAGGUCAGACAAAAUCCUCAGGUCAUCAACGGUCGGUCGGAGGGAAGGAACCAAGAUUUAAGAAAGAGUAAAGAAAAUCGGAGGGAACCGCACAGCUAUGUCAGACGCGAUCAGUCUGCCGAGAGAGUCCGCGUCUCUGUAAAAAGCGAUAAACAAAGUAACGAAGUAACGCAGGAGAAACAGACCAUUUAUAGAACCUACAGGCGAACGUCGGGAAUCACGAAAAGAAACGUUUUGGCCUACAACAAAGACAUCAAGGAGACCUGUGUGGACGAUAUAUACGACGACGACGAUGUCAAAGUCACCAAUGACAAGAAUAAGCCAAAAACAACCUGUAAAACUGUCUUCUCCAAUCAUAAUGGACAAGGAGAUCCAGACUUGGCAGACGACCCUGCAGCUUCCGAUGAGGAACCUUUUGCUGUAAAUCUGCGACAAUUGAAAUUAGAGUCCCUUAACAUUGGGUCAGAUAACGGUCAACUGAUCGAAGGAAACCACACAGUGGUGGCUACAGCCAGGGGUGUGUUUGACCAUCAGGGAGGGGUGCUGGAGUCCCCCGAAACAGGUGUCAGUAUAGUAAUUCCCAAAGGUGCCAUUCCUGAAGGAGUGAGCCAAGAAAUCUACUUCAAGGUGUGCAAGGACAACAACAUCCUGCCACCCCUAGACAAGGAUAAAGGGGAGACCCUCCUGAGCCCUCUAGUCAUGUGCGGACCGCACGGCCUCAAAUUCCUGCUGCCUGUGGAGCUCCGCCUCCCUCACUGUGCCUCCGUCAACCCGGACAGCUGGUCGUUCGCCCUCAAGUCCAGCGACUCCCCCACAGGUCACCCCACUCAGUGGCAGAAUAUGACCUUGGCUGGUAUGGACGGAGUGGCUCAAGGUCGUGUGGGUAAAAACAGUGUUUCUGUCCUGGUUGACCAUUUCUGAGGAAAACGAAUCAUGUUCUGUGUCCGACAUUGACUUCCCACUGCUGGUUGACCAUAGAACCAAACACUUGUAAGACUAGAACAUUUUGUACUCGUGUGCAAUGGUGAACAGGCAAGAGAGAAGAUUAAUAAUGCUGGAUUGAUGAUGAUGAUUUAAAGGCAGGCAGAAGGGUGGAGACUUUUGAAAGCAUACUAAAAUAACCAAAAACAAAGCCGCAAGGAUAUUCAUUUUAUUUUUGAUGUUCCGUGGAUUGAUGUUGGACUUGAGAUUCAUAGUAUAGCCAAUGGGGUUGUGAAUUCAGAGGUUUCUGAUUGGUUGUGAUAAAAACAUUACAUUGUUACAUGUGAAAAAAAAAAAUUUAAAAUGUGCUGAACAGUCAUUAAAAAAAGGUUUUUUAUUCCUUAACUUGAGCAAAAUAAAAUGCAUGUUAAUUAUAUAUAGAAGACACUGUCCACCUACAACCCCACCCCAAACACACACAGUCAUCUGUUUAAAAUUUAUUUUUAUUGUCAAUGGUUUGUCAUAGUUUACAGCCAAAUUUGUUUAUUUUGUUUGAAAUGAUAUAUUGUAUAUUUUUGUAGCAACUAAAGAAGUUAUUUUUUUUUCUUUGUCUUUAGUUGUUUUAAUUAUUUUAACAAGCUGGUUGUUUAAGAAGUGAUCGUGAAAUGCUUUGUUGAUGAUGAAAUUGUAUGCAACAAGUGUGUGUUUUAAUAUAAAACCUUGUUAAGUGCAAAAUGAUUCAGUGUUACCUAGUUUUACUCUGUGUACAUGUUAGAAUGAAAACAAACAUGGGAUUAUUUUUUAUGCUUUUGCAAAGUGUUAGUUGAAUUGUUGCAUUCAGAUCAUUUAUGAAGAAAGAUAGAUAACUUGUUAUUCUUUUUUUACCCUUUCAAAGUUGUAUUGGAUUUCCAACAGUUAAUAUUAUACAGAUAUAUAAGCACAUAUAGAAGCAAGAAACUGAUAAACAACCAAUACCCAAUGUUUUCUGUGCCUAUUUAAACCAGGACUUGUAUCACAGUUAAAUCAAAGGAACUGAGACUUAUGCAAUAAUCUUUAGGCAGAUUUACUUGUAUACAUUUUUUUGUGGUUAUUAAUUUUUUUUUUUUUGCAAUAUAACAUUUGAAAUUGCUGAUAUUGGACAAUUUGUACGGUGACAAUCAUUUGUUUUUCAACUUUAGCAUAACAUCAGAAUAACGAGUUUGUUUGUCCAACCCAGUCCCUUCAUUAAAAGAUAUAACCUGCCUCCCAGACUGCAGGAAUCGGUCCAGCUAAGAAUUUUCUAGCCUUUUAGACGAUUUCGAAGAAAGUUCUGACACAUUUGCUGGUCGAUUUUUUACAGUCUUUGAGUGAUCUCCCUUGAUAUUUGAAAAUCACAUAAUUCACAAAAAUAUUUUUAAUAUAAUUUUGAUUCAUGAAAAAUGUUCCAUUUUCAUUAAUGAUGAGAAUUAUUUAUAAAAAAAAAAUCUUCAUGCUUUUAAAAUCCCAUGGACCUUUAAGGAGUAUAAUUUCGUAUAUUGGUUGUGAUAUCUAGUUUUUUAAACAAGUUGCAAUAUUUUGAACUGGUUGUCUUGAAAAGUAUUCAAAGUUUUGUCUUUAUCUAUUUGUAAGUUUAUAUAUGUGUAAUUUUGUUAUGGUUGUGAAACAUUUUAGUAGAGUCCGAAAUAGGUUACAACUGAACAAGAAUUCUUAUUUUCUUUAUGUGUGUAUGCCAUUUCUAAAGCACGGACAAUUAUAAGAUAAUACUCAAAGACAAAAUUUUGUAACAUUUCAUAUUUUUUGUAAGCCUCUUUCAUUUAUUAAACAUUGGAAGAAAAAAAUCAUUGCCACAAUUUUUUAAGAAAUAACAAAAAAAAAUGUUGAUUUUUUUUUAACCUUCAAAUACAAUAUAUAUAUUAGUUAAUGCAGAAAAAAUGAAUUCAUCUGUUGGGAAAGUUUUGUCAAAAGCAUAUGUUAUUAAGGCAGUAUUUUUCACUUGUCCACAUUUCAGGUAGAAAAUCAGUAUACCAUUCAUGUAAAAUGAUGUAUAAAAAUAUAAUUGUCAAUGAUAGCACCAUUAUUUAUACUUAUGCAUGCCAACCACUUAUUAUUAUUUUUGUUUUGUUGCCUAUGACACUGCGUAGGUUGUACAUUGUCUUAUAUGUGUAACAGUUCAUGAGCAAACUCUGCAUUUAAUGAACCAUACAUUGUACGUCUAUAUCAUAAUACGUGUAUUUUUCAUUGUAUCAACCAUCAACUUCAUCUAUAUGUGCACUAUUGGUCUUCCAUAUAAAAAAAAACCAAGAUGCUUCAUUAUUGGAAAAUAAUAAAAAAUAUUUACAUUC